This is a messenger RNA of Hyla sarda, 1412 nucleotides long. It is a transcript of the gene NFYB, whose product is annotated as nuclear transcription factor Y subunit beta. Bases 349 to 999 code for a protein of 216 amino acids. Gene Ontology annotation, molecular function: protein heterodimerization activity; RNA polymerase II cis-regulatory region sequence-specific DNA binding; DNA-binding transcription activator activity, RNA polymerase II-specific. Lineage: Eukaryota; Metazoa; Chordata; Amphibia; Anura; Hylidae. The record is from RefSeq and is a predicted model, not a curated record. The transcript is spliced from 7 exons. Gene Ontology annotation, biological process: regulation of transcription by RNA polymerase II. Gene Ontology annotation, cellular component: CCAAT-binding factor complex; nucleus.
ACAGGGUUCCCUUUGUCGGCUGUGUAGUCCUCCCCGCCGUGCGUGAUGGGGGAGCUCCGGCUGUGAGCAGGCUUCCCUGUCCCGGUGUGGGGGGCUGGGGUCCGGGGGAGGAGGGUAGUCACCGAGUACACUGUGGCUCCAUUGUCUGAUGGACGGCGCCGCUCAUUGUUCCGGGGCCCGGUGGCUGCGGUGUCACACACGGUGUCCCGGCUCUGCUGUGCGGCUGGGGAGGACGACUCCCUCCUUGGCUCCGUUAUCCGCCUCUCAUCUGGAGACGGUCUCUACCAUCAGCCAGCGGAUACCGGGGACACAGUGAACCAUAGUGCACAUGCAUUGUACCCGGUGGACAUGACAUAUAGUGCUAAACGUUACCUACAUAUGGAUGGUGAUAACUCUACCACAGACACGUCCCAGUUAGGAAUAUCUGCUGACUAUAUUGGCGGAAGCCACUACGUAAUACAGCCCCAUGAUGGAGACACAGAAGACAGUUUAAAUGACCCCGAUGACACAAAUGGCUCAAAAGAGAGCUUCAGAGAGCAAGAUAUUUACCUCCCAAUAGCCAAUGUGGCAAGGAUAAUGAAAAACGCCAUACCACAGACAGGAAAAAUAGCAAAAGAUGCCAAGGAGUGUGUGCAAGAAUGUGUGAGUGAAUUCAUUAGCUUUAUAACGUCUGAAGCAAGUGAGAGGUGUCAUCAAGAGAAGCGGAAGACCAUUAAUGGAGAAGACAUUCUAUUUGCCAUGUCAACCUUAGGGUUUGACAGUUAUGUUGAACCAUUAAAGUUAUACCUUCAGAAGUUCAGAGAGGCAAUGAAAGGUGAAAAGGGCAUUGGAGGGACUGUUACUACAGCAGAUGGUCUUGGGGAGGAACUCACAGAUGAAGCCUUUACAGGUCAGUUACCAGCUGGUUUAAUAACCACAGAUGGACAGCAGCAAAAUGUUAUGGUUUAUACAACCUCUUAUCAACAGAUAUCUGGCGUUCAGCAGAUCCAGUUUUCCUGAUUAUAACUUGCCUCUAUGAUCUGCAAACAUGAGUCAGGAAGAAAGCUAUACAUAUUUGAAUGCUAUGUUGAGCUGCAUUGGAGUGAGAGUUCCUUUCAUUUUUUUUUUUGUUCUCAUUUUUAACUUAAUUUUUGUAUAUUGAGUUGCUGUAAUGUAGCUUCCUUGGGCAUGUGAUAUAUAGGGUGAAUAAACACCACCUUUUGUGGUUUCUUUUCCCCCCUCCUUCAUAGAUUUUAUGUAUUGGAUUUUAAAACCAUUUAGUGUUGAGGUUUUGUUUUUGUACAAGAGUUUGUUCUUCUGACUCCUGUAUGCAUUGUAAAUUAAUGAUUUAUUACUGUCUGAGAUUUGUAGACAGUUUCUUAUUUUCAUAUUGAAUCAUUGUAACUUCUUUUGUAAAUCAAAUAAAGAAAAUU